UAAAAGCGCAUUGAAAUAAAGAUUAAUGGAGAAGUUGAGAUCCGAUAUCAAUCUCUGUCUAGGUGCUUCUUUUCCCUUAUCGGCUCACGUUCUCACUUUCUCGCUCCCACAGGAAAUUUUCCCACCAAGCCAAGAAAAAGAGAACCGAACCAAAAUUUAUUUUUUUUAUUUUUAUUUUAAUUUUAAUUUUACAAUACACAGAGAGAGAGAGAAGAAGGCGACGAAGAAGAAGAAGAAGAAGAAGAAGAAAGAAGAUGGUCUGGUCUAAGAAGAUAACGAUAGCAAACCCUAGGAAUUAGAAUAACUUAUGGCCGCAGCGGCGCUUUUCUUGGUUUGAUUUCUGGGACGAUUGUUGCCGCUUAGGUUGGGGACUUUUUAUUGUCAUUCUCUGAUUGGCGGUGGUUUCGAGCUCCAGAUUAAGGCACCAGGAGGCUGAUUAGGGCUGUGGCAGAGGUGUUGGUUGUUGUUUGGUGCGAGUUAAGUGGUAGGGUUUUUGGAAUAGGAGGGGGCCGGGGUUUCCCAUGCGAUUGUGUUGGUUUUCAUGCCGCCUGAACCACUGCCUUGGGAUCGGAAGGACUUCUUCAGGGAGAGGAAGCAGGAGAGGUCGGAGUCCCUAGGGUCUGUCGCCAGAUGGAGGGACUCUUCACAUCAUGGCUCGCGAGAGCUCAAUCGAUGGGGAUCGACCGAUUUUCGCAGACCAUUAGGUCACGGUAAGCAAGGUGGUUGGCGAUUUUUUUCUGAGGUGCCUGGCCAUGGGUAUGCAUCUCGGUCCAGUGAGAAGGUUCUAGAAGAUGAUGGCUUCCGGCCUUCUAAUUCUCGCGGAGAAGGGAAAUAUGGCAGAAGUAGUCGGGAAAAUAGAGGCUCCUAUAAUCAAAGAGAAUGGAGAGGUCACACCUGGGAAACAAAUAAUGGGUUUCCAAGCACACCUGGAAGAGUGCAUGACGUGAACAAUGGAUUUCCAAGCACACCUGGAAGAGUGCAUGACGUGAACAAUGGGUUUCCAAGCACACCUGGAAGAGUGCAUGACAUGAACAAUGAACAGAAAUCACGAGAAGAUUUGCCACCAUAUUCACCUUAUUCGAAUGGUAGCUUUGGAAACACAUGGGAUCAGGCUCAGUUUAAGGACCAGCAUGAGAAGGCAGGUGGUUCCAUGGGGUUGGGCACAGCUCAGAGAUGUGAUAGGAAGCAUUCUAUGGGCAUAAAUGAUUGGAAGCCUAUGAAGUGGACAAGAUCUGGAAGCUUAUCUUCAAGAGGUUCAGGUUUCAGCCACUUGAGUUGCUCUAAGACUACUGGGGCUGUUGAUUCAAUUGACACAAAGGUUGAAUCGCAGAUGAAAAAUGCAACUCCAGUUCAGUCUCCUUCAGCAGAUGCUAACGCAUGUGUGGCAUCUUCUGCACCAUCAGAGGAGAUGACUUCCAGGAAGAAGCCACGCCUUGGAUGGGGUGAGGGAUUGGCCAAGUAUGAGAAAAAGAAAGUUGAAGUCCCUGAAGUCACCUUUAACAGAGAUGGAGUAUUUGCUGUAAGCAAUGCAGAACCUUCUCAUUCUCUCAGUUCAAGCCUGAUUGAUAAAAGCCCUAGAGUGACGAGUUUUUCAGAUUGUGCAUCUCCUGCAACCCCAUCGUCUGUUGCUUGCAGUUCUUCCCCAGGUGUGGAAGAGAAAUCAUUUGGCAAGGCAGUGAGUAUUGAUAAUGAUGGUAGUAACUUAUGUGGCUCACCUGGUCCUGUGUCUCUUAAUCAUGGUCCUGUGUCUCUUAAUCAUUCAGAAGGAUUCUCGUUUAACUUGGAAAAAAUGGAUUCAAACUCAAUAUCAACAUUGGGCUCGUCACUAGUUGAGUUACUACAGUCAGAUUAUCCAAGUUCAGUGGACUCAACUUAUGUGAGGUCUACUGCAAUUAAUAAGUUGCUGAUAUGGAAGGCUGAAAUUUCAAAGACCUUGGAGGUGACAGAAACAGAAAUUGAUUCACUUGAAAAUGAACUCAAAUCAUUGAAAUCCAUCACUAUCGGUAGCUCUCCAUCAGUUUCUUGUUCUUUGCCUGCAGAGGACCGUUUAAUAUCUUCUGAAGAAGAAGUUAUUACCCAUCUUGUCCCACGUCCUGCUCUGUUGCAAAUUAGAUCCACUGAUGAUGCAGUUGCGGAAGAGUUACCAAUCAGCAAUAGUGAUAAGGAAGAAGCUUGUGCAAAUGUGAAGGCUGAGGAUGUUGAUAGUCCUGGAACUGUGACUUCGAAGUUUGUUGAGCCAUUAUCUUUGGCUAAAGCUGUAUCUUCUUCGGAUUUGUUGAAUCAUGCUACUGGGAAUUCGGAUGGCAUUCCAUUGACCAACCAAGAUGUGCAACACUCAGUGCCUGGUUCAGGAGGAGAGGAAACUGUUCCAGAUACUUAUGAGGAUUGUAGUAUGCUAACUGAGGGUGAAAUAACUGCACCUAUAAUUGAUACUUUGGGCUCAUGUACUGACGGAGAAGUUAAAUUACAGAGUGUCAUUUUGUCGUCAAAUAAAGAGUUAGCGAAGGGAGCUCAUGAUGUAUUUAAUAAGCUAUUGCCUCAAAAUGAAUUUAGCCUGGAUAGUUCUGAAGGUCUCAAUGCCUCAUCUCAGCAGGAUUAUACACUAGUUAAGGAGAAAUUUCUGAUGAGGAAGCAGUUUAAAAGGUUUAAGGAGAGAGUUAUAACCUUGAAAUUCAGAGCGUUCCAAAGCUUGUGGAAGGAAGACAUGCGUUUGCUAUCUAUAAGGAAACACCGUGCAAAAUCUCAGAAAAAGCUUGAAUUAAGCUUACGGUCAGUGCAUAAUGGUUAUCAAAAGCAUCGAUCUUCUAUCCGUUCUCGUUUUUCUUCACCAGCAGGAAACUUAAGUUUGGUCCCUACAGCAGAAGUUGUUAAUUUUACAAGCAAGUUGCUGCUGGAUUCUCAGGUCAAGCUUCAUAGAAACAACUUGAAGAUGCCUGCUCUGAUUUUGGACGAAAGGGAGAAGAUUGUGUCAAGGUUUAUUUCUAAUAAUGGCUUAGUUGAAGAUCCCUGUGUUGUUGAGAAGGAGAGGGCUAUGAUUAAUCCCUGGACCCCUGAAGAAAAAGAGAUCUUCAUGGAUAAGCUAGCAUCUUGUGGGAAGGAUUUUAAAAAAAUAGCCUCUUUUCUUGAUCACAAGACAACCGCUGACUGUGUUGAGUUCUACUACAAAAACCACAAAUCUGAUUCUUUUGAGAAAAAGAAGAAAUUGGACUGUGGUAAGCAGGUCAAGUCCUUGGCUAAUGCUACAUACUUGAAGCUAAACAAAAAGUGGAAUCGCGAGAUGAAUGCUGCUUCCCUUGAUAUUCUGGAUGUGGCUUCAGUGAUGGCGGCUAAUGCUGAUGAUUGCAUGAGAAAUCAGAAGGCAUGCUCUGGAAGGUUGAUUUUUGGAGGGUUGAGUGAAUCUAAAGCAUCACGGGGUGAUUAUGGUACUGAUGAAAGAUCAUCUAGCAUUGAUAUCGUUGGGAAUGAUAGAGAGACAUUUGCUGCUGAUAUUCUGGCUGGUUUAUGUGGAUCCCUAUCAUCAGAGGCGAUGAGUUCUUGUAUUACAAGUUCUGUUGAUCCUGUGGAGGGCUACAGGGAGUGGAGGUCUCAGAAAGUUGAUUCUGUAGUUAGACGUCCUUUAACACCUGAUGUUACACAAUAUGUUGAUGACGGGACUUGUUCUGAUGAGAGUUGUGGGGAAAUGGAUCCAACUGACUGGACAGAUGAGGAAAAAGCUAUCUUUGUCCAGGCAGUUACAUCAUAUGGUAGGGAUUUUGCCAAGAUCUCUCAGUGUGUUAGAUCGAGGUCCCGGGAUCAGUGCAAAGUUUUCUUUAGUAAGGCUAGGAAGUGCCUUGGACUUGAUCUGAUACAUCCUGGACCAGAAAAUGAAAGAACGUUUACAGGUGAUGAUGCUAAUGGAAGUGGAAGUGGCUCUGAAAAUGUCUGUGCUCGAGAAAUGGGGUCAGGUAUUUGCAGUGAUAAGUCAGGUUCUAAAAUGGAUGAGGACUUGCCAUUGUCUGCUGUGAAGAUGAAGAAUGAUGAAACUGACCCAGCUGAGAACUUUACUUCACUAACUGCGCAGAGCAGGUCAGAGGGGAAAAAUGAAAGGGAGCAACUAAACAGUAAAAGAAAUAUAGACGCUUCAGAAUCUCAGCUGUCUGAUUCAUGUCCAACUCAGAGUAGGCCCAAUGUAGUAUCUGAUGGCGAUAGUAAAAGAAACAUUGACGUACAGAGCAGGUUAGAGGAAAAAAAUGGAAGGGAACAACUAAGCAGUAAAAGAAACAUUGGCGCUUCAGAAACUCAGGAGAGUAGGCCUAAUGUAGUGUCUGAUGGCGAUAGUAAAAGAAACAUCGAUGCUUCAGAAUCUCAGGAGAGUAGGCCCAAUGUAGUGUCUGAUGGUGAUAGUACUAUCACACAAGGUGUUGGCGAAGCAAAGGUUAUUCCUAUCCAAGAAACACUCCCUGUGUUGUCCAGUAUAGACACAGGAAGAGAUGAUGGGGAUGAACAAGGGACUUCUGUUGCAGAAUUGGAAUCUGUUAGUGAGGGAAAUGAAAAUGAUAAGCUAUUCAAUACAGAAUCUGUGGUUGGGAAGAAGCCUGUAGAUGAAGUAUCUUCUGAUGAACUUGCGAACCUAAUGGACAGGCUAGAUGAGAAGUGCAAUGCAAGUACUAGUGGGCAAAGCGGCUUAGACUCUGUGGUACAGGAUUCAAAUUCAACUGGCAAUGCUUCCCACAUGACUUCUGAUAGAAACUCCUGUUCGGGAUUCAGUCUGAACCCGGACUAUCAGCGUCAAGUUUCUAUAGAGUUGAAUUCCAAGGAAAAGUCUUGUGUAAUCCCAUUGGCUCAAGAGAUUCCUCUUGUCUCUGCAAAUUCUAUAUCGCUGAACUCUGGUGCUAUUCGGUGUGAGAAAAAUGGUAAUGAAGAUAAAAUGUCAUCAUCACUGGAUUUUCAGGAGAGCAGAGAUGUGUGUCAUAUAUCUGUUUGUAAAGAUGAAUCUAAUGCCCAUGUAACAGGUCUUCCUAUAUUAACCGAUGCUCAAUCCUCCCAGGUUCUGAGGGCCUGUCCAGUACGAAUGAAUGUUAAAGUAGAGGUGAAUGGGGAUGUCAGGUGCAGAAAUUCCUCUGAAGUUCAAGGCCUUUCCAGCUCAGAAACAAGUAGCAAUGCUUCUUUAUUGCAAAAUUGCUAUCUACAAAGGUGCAGCAAUGUGAAUCCUUCUUGUUCAACGACUCAGUUUCCACUCAUGUCUCAAAAUACAGAACAAGCAAGUGAUCGUCGAAAAUCUCGUUCGCAGAGUUUGUCGGAUUCAGAAAAGCCAAGUAGGAUCGGUGGUGAUGUGAAAUUGUUUGGUAAGAUACUUACUGCUCCAUCUUUGCCAAAGGCGGAUUCCAAUUACCGGGAUAAUGAAGAAAACGAAGGGAGUAACAACCAUAAGUUGAGCAACCAGUCUAACAUGAAGUUCGCGAACCUCCACAAUUCAGAUGGAAAUUCUACCCUCUUAAAUUUUGAUCAUAAAAAUUAUUUGGGUAUUGAGAAUGUUCAAAUGAGGAAUUACUCUUAUUGGGAUGGAAACAGAUUGCAAGCCACAUUUCCAUCUGUGCCGGAUUCUGCGAUUUUGCUAGCCAAGUAUCCUGCUGCCUUCAGUAAUUUCUCUGCUCCCUCAUCUACAAUGGAGCAGCAGUCAUUGCAGUCAGUUGUCAAUAGUAAUGAGCUCGAUGUGAACGGCGUGUCUGCUUAUCCGACCAGGGAGAUUAGUAACAGCAAGGGAAUGGUUGAUUAUCAGGUGUACCGGAGCCGAGAGGCUGCUAAAGUGCAGCCAUUUACUGUAGAUGUGAAUCAGAGACAAGACAUGUUCUCUGAGGUGCAAAGACGGAAUGGAAUUGAAACUAUUUCCAGCUUUCAGCACCAAGGAAGAGGGAUGGUUGGAAUAAAUGUCUUGGGGAGGGGAGGUAUUGUUGUCGGUGGAGGAUGCACCACGGGUGUGACGGAUCCUGUGGUUGCGCUUAAAAGACACUUUGCAAAAACUGAGCAGCAAUAUGGGGGCCAGAGUAGCAGCAUUAUCAGAGAGGAUGAAUCUUGGAGAGGGAAUGGGGACAUGAGCAGGUAGUAGAUGUUAUGUUAUGCCUUUUAGAUGAAUGGGGUCUCCCGAACGCGGGCGGCCCUUUCGAGCGGCAAAUUCUUUUCAUUGCCGCCCGUUGUAUUAUAGUUUUUGUAUUGGUCAACAAUGAAAUGAUAGGGGGGCAAUAGAGGGGUUUAUUUUAAGUUCGUCUUUUUGGUAAAGUAAUCUUGUUAGAUGCGCUUGUAAUAUUCCAGCAGCUUUGUAUUUGUAUUUGAUAUAAAAAAAAUACAGAAAAUAAUUCGUUAAAAGUUAGUAGUGGGGGGGUAGUAGGAGGUUAUUUGAUUUUGACUUCUUUUUACAUCUCAUUAAUUUAUUUCCUCAAGUUCUCUCUC
Messenger RNA from Cannabis sativa, 6426 nucleotides. RefSeq lists its product as uncharacterized. The coding region runs from base 542 to 6082 and encodes 1846 amino acids. The record is from RefSeq and is a predicted model, not a curated record. Lineage: Eukaryota; Viridiplantae; Streptophyta; Magnoliopsida; Rosales; Cannabaceae. The transcript has 5 exons.